This is a messenger RNA of Rhizoctonia solani, 1017 nucleotides long. RefSeq names its product short chain dehydrogenase. The transcript has 4 exons. The record is from RefSeq and is a predicted model, not a curated record. Bases 1 to 1017 code for a protein of 338 amino acids. NCBI's taxonomy places the organism in Eukaryota, Fungi, Basidiomycota, Agaricomycetes, Cantharellales, Ceratobasidiaceae.
AUGCCUUACUCUCAGUCUACACACAACCCCCCAGUUGCCUCUUUCCUUUCCAUGCUUAGCUCAAGCCGAAUGCACGCUGACAAUUUUCUUAUCCCAUUCUACUCGAAAAUGGAAAUGCCUAUUGCCGAUUUAUCCGGUAAACUCGUUAUCAUUACCGGCUCCAAUUCUGGGAUUGGUCUGGAGACCGCUCGUGCAUUCGCGGGAAUGGGCGCUCGAGUUAUUCUAGCAUGCCGUAAUGAGGCAAGGGUAGAAGAGGCAAAGAAGCAGAUUAUCCAAAGUACUGGUAACCUGAAGGUCGAGGUCGAGCUUCUUGAUUGCGGAAGCUUCGCGAGCGUCCAUAUUCUCGUAAAUAACGCUGGAGGGAACACAGCAGCGCUAACUCUCACGGAAGAUGGCUACGAGCAAACCUACCAAACCAAUCACCUAUCCCACGUUCUUCUCACCCACAGCCUACUCAACGCAGGAUGCAUUGCUCCCAAUGGACGCAUCAUAUCUGUCUCUUCCGUUGGAUAUUACUCGAGCGAUCCACUUAAUAAAAACAACAUCGAUAAUCAUGACAUCCUGACCAAGUUUGACAACAAGACGGGGACCAAGCUACCACUAGCUGACAUGAUGCAGCUGUAUUUCCGGUCCAAGGCAGCACAGGCUGUAUGGUCCAUGGCGUUGCAGCGUCGACUUUCGGAGAUUGAGGGAUGGAAAGGCAUUACGGUACAUUCAUGCCACCCAGGUACGGUCAAAACCGCGAUAUGGUCCCAACCUAACGGUGCUGGAGCAAUGACCGACAUGGCCUCGAGUUUGUUUAAGCUUGCGGCGAGAACACUGGGCAUAUCGAGCGAGGAAGGGGCUGUGACCAGUGUAUGGCUAGCAGUUGCACCUGAACCGGCCAGUCCUGGGAUGGAAGGUCUGUUUUGGGAUCGUAUGCAGUGGAAAUGGGUCAAGCCUUGGAGUCUCGAUGUCACCCUCCAGGAUGGGUUGUGGGAUGUCUGGUGCAAAGAAACGGGUGCACCGCUUUAUUGA